AUGAAUGCAGAAAAAUUACAAAAAUCGGAGCCUAUGGAAAUUCCAAGCUGCGUGCGAAACUAUACCAAUGAGUAUAGAAUCCAGCAAAGAACCCUAGGUCCACAAAUAGCACAACAAAAACAAAACAACAAGACGGAUUCGUUUUCACAAAAUCCAAGGCCUGUUUUCACUGGGCUUGUCAGUCAGUCGGUCGGCUUUCGCACAACCCUGGCCGUCGAGUCUGGUUGGCUUUCGCACAACCAAGGGCCUGUUUUCACUGGGCCUGUCAGUCAGUCGGUCGGCUUUCGCACAACCCUGGCCUGUUUUCACUGGGCCGUCGAGUCUGGAAAAUCGUCUAGCCACCUAUCGAGUAAAUUAACUUGCAUCAGGCCCCCUAUCGAGUGA
Helobdella robusta is the source of this 384-nucleotide messenger RNA. RefSeq lists its product as hypothetical. The record is from RefSeq and is a predicted model, not a curated record. Bases 1 to 384 code for a protein of 127 amino acids. The transcript is spliced from 2 exons. NCBI's taxonomy places the organism in Eukaryota, Metazoa, Annelida, Clitellata, Rhynchobdellida, Glossiphoniidae.